Molecule: messenger RNA, 1846 nt
Organism: Telopea speciosissima
Lineage: Eukaryota; Viridiplantae; Streptophyta; Magnoliopsida; Proteales; Proteaceae
Product: plant UBX domain-containing protein 11
Exons: 11
Coding region: 58-1725 (555 amino acids)
Molecular function (GO): protein binding
Source: RefSeq, a predicted model, not a curated record
GCUUCUCCGCAUCAGAAACAACUGAAGAGAUCUUCUGUACCUUCCACUGUAUCUAAGAUGGAACGAUCAAUCUCUUUAUUAACAUUCAAAGGUUCUAUUUCUGAAGCAAUUGUUGAAGCAAAAAGGCAGAGAAAACUUUUUGUAGUCUAUAUUUCAGGGGAAGACAAAGACUCAAUGCUUUUGGAGCAAUCAACAUGGAUGGAUUUAAAUGUGGCAGAAUCAAUGUCAAAGUAUGGCAUUUUCUUGCAUCUCCCACAAGGAAGUACUGAUGCAUCACAAUUUUCUGCUAUUUACCCACAGAAAUCAGUCCCUUGUAUAACUGCUAUCGGAUACAAUGGAGUACAGAUGUGGCAGAAUGAAGGUUAUAUAAGUGCUGAAGAUCUGGUUUCUUGUAUAGAGAAGGCAUGGCUGAAUCUCCAUAACCAGGAAACAACUGCCACCUUCCUAACUGCAGCACUGGCAGUUAAGAAAUCUGAAGUGAUGAGUUCUCAGGCUUCUAAUGUUGCCUUGUCUGCACAAGGAAGUUCUUCAAGCACUGACGUGCCAUCAUCUCCAAUAGAUGAACCUCUCCAAGAUGCAGAGAACAAACAAUUGGUUACCUCUGAGCUAGUGAACAGUGGUUGUGAGCCUGCACUUGAGUUAAAUACAGAGCCCGAUGCAGAGACCUCUUCACAACUAAUUCAUGCCCGUGAGUUGGUGAGUGGUAAGGAUGAAAUGUCGCCUUCACCGAAUGAAGUAUCUCAAAAAUUUGAGUAUCCUGAAACAGUUGUUCCGGACAACUGUGAAGUUGAGUGUAGGUCUUUCAGUCUUGGGGUUGAAUGUUCCGCACCUCAAUGGAACACCACUAUGAAUGAACAUAGCUCAGAAGUUUCACAAGGCAGUUCAGAGAAAAUUAGUAAUGACGUGAGUAACAGCUUACAUAACACGAAGGCAGAAGUUCCUCAAACAAGUUCAGAGAUGAUUGGUAAUGAUGCGGAUAACACCUUGACAAAUGUGAUGACUGAUAUGUUGGAUAACUGUGGGGCUAUUAGUAAAUCAAAUGAUGUUCAUUUAAACAUCCGAUUGCCUGAUGGUGCAAGCCUUCAGAAGAAAUUUUCUGUGGCUGACACAUUAAAUAUGGUCAAGGAUUAUGUGGACGAAAACCAGACGACGGGAAUAGGGUCAUAUGAUCUAGCCAUUCCUUAUCCACGGAAGGUGUUUGAUGUGCAUGAUUUCAGCAAAACAUUGUCAGAACUGGGACUCUUUAAUAGACAAGCAUUGAUGGUUGUUCCUCAUCAUCCAGCUGCUAAGACCCACGGGGGACAGACAUCAUCCUUUGAACACAGCAAUUCCUCCUCUCGUCAGAUUGAUCCUUCCAAUGCCACCAAUGGGGGAUAUUUUGGAUAUGUGAGGAGGAUACUAUCUUACGUGAAUCCCUUUUCCUAUCUUGGUGGUAAUGCCAGCUCACCGAGUUCUUCACAGGAAUCAAAUGACGGCAUGUGGCAGUACCGUCCAAAUCCUAACCUCCAGAAUAAUUUGAGGGAAAGGACCCAGCCUUUGUAUCCACCAAGUCGGGGGACCCCUUCCACCGGAGAAGGUUCCAGCAAGAGCAAGAAACCAAUGUCCGGUUUUGGAAGCAAUAUCCAUACACUUAAAGAUACUGAAGAUGACACCCCAUUUAAUGGCAAAAAUGCCUUCUGGAAUGGUAACUCUACACAGUAUGGCGGUGAUGGUGACACAAGAUGAGAAGCUUGGUAAUGGUUGGAAUCAAUGCCUAUGCCUCGGUCUCUCUAUAAUUUGUAAAUAGUAUAAAUAUGUGAUUUUUCUUAUGGAUUCAAAUAAUUGAUUGUAGAUUAGCAUUGCUUAA